Messenger RNA from Linum tenue, 543 nucleotides. The record is from the annotation of a GenBank genome assembly. NCBI's taxonomy places the organism in Eukaryota, Viridiplantae, Streptophyta, Magnoliopsida, Malpighiales, Linaceae.
CGACCCAAAAACGGCUGAAUCCCUGACCUGAAAUUUCCUCUGACCUGCAUUGUUGGAAGAAAGAACCGCUACCAUCUUGAUUCGACUACGAUGCGGAGAACUCUGUCCUCCAUUGCUGGAAGAGCUUUCGCAACAGUUCAUAGCCCCGACUCUCCACCUGGUCCCAACAGUAAACUAUUCGUUGCAGGUCUGUCAUGGUCGGUGAACGAGAAAUCAUUGCAAGACGCUUUCUCCUCUUUCGGCGAGGUAACAGAAGUGAGGAUUGCGUAUGACAGAGACAGCGGAAGAUCAAGAGGGUUUGGGUUUGUGAGUUUCACUAAAGAAGAUGAGGCCAGCAGUGCCAAGGACGCCAUGGAUGGGAAGGCACUGCUGGGUCGACCAUUGAGAAUAAGCUUUGCUCUUGACAGAGUUCGUGGUGGACCAGUUGUUGUCCCUCGUCUAUCUACUAAUGCAACGCCACAUUACACUCGUUCCUGAUGCUUCUGAAGUAAUCUGACCAUUUUGGAUCAGCUCCAUUGUGUAAACUUGCCCCACUUCAGGUUG